UGGCGACCUGCGCUUCGGGUGCGGCGGACGCGUAGGAGCCCGAGGGAAACCGUACCGCGAGACCCGACGGGAGAGAGGUCCUUGAUCCCCGGAUCCAAGGAGCCGCACCCAGUAAUUGGGCGCGGCGGCUUCUCGAGGUUUUACCGGAAGGCCCCUCUUCAAGCAACUCCCUAGUCCCUCCGCGGAAGGCGGGGCUACGAAGGAGCUAUUGCGUGAUGAUUGGUUGCGGAGCGUGGGGAACGUGGACACGGGAGUUGGGCUGCGCACGCCAAGCAGUGAUUGGUUGCCGAGAGGUGAAGGGACUCGACCGCUUGAGAGGUAUCCACCGCGGUGAGGAGAGCCAUGGGUCAGGCGGCCAAGGUUUUGCAGCUCUUUAAAACAUUGCACAGGACCAGACAACAAGUUUUUAAAAAUGAUGCCAGAGCAUUAGAAGCCAGAAUAAAGAUAAAUGAAGAAUUCAAAAGUAAUAAAAGUGAAACUUCUCCUAAGAAAAUAGAACAGCUAAUAAAAAUAGGCUCCGAUGUUGAAUUGUUACUCAGAACAUCUGUUAUACAAGGUAUUCACACAGACCACAAUACACUGAAAUUGGUCCCUAGGAAAGACCUUCUUAUAGAAAAUGUGCCAUAUUGUGAUACGCCAACUCAGAAGAAGUGAAUUUUCUAGGAUAAAAUCAAGUCUUUGUAAUUUUUAAUCUUAAAAUAUAUAAUUGGCAAAAGUCCUGGAAAUGCAGAUAUUUUUCUCUGAACUGGCAUAUUGAAAAUGAGUGAAUUAAAGUAUUGUUUUAUAAUUAAAUUUCACGUUGAAAGGACAUUGCUGAAAACUACAGACCAUAGUUAAGUAUUUCUAAAGAACAUAAGAUAUUUCAUUUUC
Molecule: messenger RNA, 870 nt
Organism: Rhinolophus ferrumequinum (greater horseshoe bat)
Lineage: Eukaryota; Metazoa; Chordata; Mammalia; Chiroptera; Rhinolophidae
Gene: LYRM7
Product: LYR motif containing 7
Exons: 6
Coding region: 343-654 (103 amino acids)
Biological process (GO): mitochondrial respiratory chain complex III assembly
Source: RefSeq, a predicted model, not a curated record